ACACGCGCCUCUUCACGAGGUGGAAACAAGAUGGAGGAUUCGGCCUCGGCCUCGCUGUCUUCUGCAGCCGCUACUGGAACCUCCACCUCGACUCCAGCGGCCCCGACAGCACGGAAGCAGCUGGAUAAAGAACAGGUUAGAAAGGCAGUGGACGCUCUCUUGACGCAUUGCAAGUCCAGGAAAAACAAUUAUGGGUUGCUUUUGAAUGAGAAUGAAAGUUUAUUUUUAAUGGUGGUAUUAUGGAAAAUUCCAAGUAAAGAACUGAGGGUCAGAUUGACCUUGCCUCAUAGUAUUCGAUCAGAUUCAGAAGAUAUCUGUUUAUUUACGAAGGAUGAACCCAAUUCAACUCCUGAAAAGACAGAACAGUUUUAUAGAAAGCUUUUAAACAAGCAUGGAAUUAAAACCGUUUCUCAGAUUAUCUCCCUCCAAACUCUAAAGAAGGAAUAUAAAUCCUAUGAAGCCAAGCUCCGCCUUCUGAGCAGUUUUGAUUUCUUCCUUACUGAUGCCAGAAUUAGGCGGCUCUUACCCUCACUCAUUGGGAGACAUUUCUAUCAAAGAAAGAAAGUUCCAGUAUCUGUAAACCUUCUGUCCAAGAAUUUAUCAAGAGAGAUCAAUGACUGUAUAGGUGGAACAGUCUUAAACAUUUCUAAAAGUGGUUCUUGCAGUGCUAUACGUAUUGGUCACGUUGGAAUGCAAAUUGAGCACAUCAUUGAAAACAUUGUUGCUGUCACCAAAGGACUUUCAGAAAAAUUGCCAGAGAAGUGGGAGAGCGUGAAACUCCUGUUUGUGAAAACUGAGAAAUCGGCUGCACUUCCCAUCUUUUCCUCGUUUGUCAGCAAUUGGGAUGAAGCCACCAAAAGAUCUUUGCUUAAUAAGAAGAAAAAAGAGGCAAGGAGAAAACGAAGAGAAAGAAAUUUUGAAAAACAAAAGGAGAGGAAGAAGAAGAGGCAGCAGGCUAGGAAGACUGCAUCAGUUCUUAGUAAAGAUGAUGUGGCACCUGAAAGUGGUGAUACUACAGUGAAGAAACCUGAAUCAAAGAAGGAACAGACCCCAGAGCAUGGGAAGAAAAAACGUGGCAGAGGAAAAGCCCAAGUUAAAGCAACAAAUGAAUCCGAAGACGAAAUCCCACAGCUGGUACCAAUAGGAAAGAAGACUCCAGCUAAUGAAAAAGUAGAGAUUCAAAAACAUGCCACAGGAAAGAAGUCUCCAGCAAAGAGUCCUAAUCCCAGCACACCUCGUGGGAAGAAAAGAAAGGCUUUGCCAGCAUCUGAGACCCCAAAAGCUGCAGAGUCUGAGACCCCAGGGAAAAGCCCAGAGAAGAAGCCAAAAAUCAAAGAAGAGGCAGUGAAGGAAAAAAGUCCUUCGCUGGGGAAAAAAGAUGCGAGACAGACUCCAAAAAAGCCAGAGGCCAAGUUUUUCACCACUCCUAGUAAAUCUGUGAGAAAAGCUUCCCACACCCCCAAAAAAUGGCCCAAAAAACCCAAAGUACCCCAGUCGACCUAAAGUCAGUGAUUCAACUGGAAGGAAACCUCAAUGCUGCCUCCAGAGCUUUUUGGAAAUACUCAGAUCCUGGCCGCCUUUGUAACCUUCUCUAAACGUCAGGCCUGGACUUAAAAGAUUUUUUAAAACCUCCAUAAGUAGUCCAGGGGCGGUGGCUCACGCCUGUAAUCCCAGCACUUUGGGAGGCCGAGGCAGGCGGAUCACAAGGUCAACGAGAUCGAGACCAUCCUGGCCAACAUGGUGAAACCCUGUCUGUACCAAAAAUACAAAAAUUAAUUGGGCAUGGUGGUGGACACCUGUAAUCCCAGCUACUAGGGAGGCUGAGGCAGGAGAAUUGCUUGAACCUGGGAGGCGGAGGUUGCAGUGAGCCACUGCACUCCAGCCUGAUGACAGAGCAAGACUCAGUCUCAAAAAUAAAUAAAAAUAAUAAAACCUCCAUAAGUAAUCCUGACAUAUGUUCCUGGGUAUAAUCUGUUUCUAAAUUGUCCUUCUGUGUAUUUGCUAAUGUAAUAGAGGGAAAAAUAGAGUGCUUCUCUGUGGUUGUUCAGCACUUUAGGUAGCCAAGGUGAGAGGAUUGCUUGAGGCCAGGAGUUUGAGACUAGCCUGGGCAACUUGGUAAAACCCCAUCUCUACAAAAGAAAAAAAAAAAUUAGUGUGGCAUGGUGGCAUGCAUCUGUGCUCCCAGCUCCUCACGAGGCUGAGGUGGAAGGAUCAAGUGAGCGCAAGAGGUUGAGGCUCCAGUGAGCCACGAUCACCCCACUGUGCUGUAGCCUGGGUGACAGUGUGAGAUUCUGUCUCAGAAAAAACAAAGUAUAACAUUGCUUUGCUUCUGAGUAUACUGUUGGCUUUCCAAAUCAGUGGGUCUGACUUGAGGUCUGUGAUGUGACCCUUUUCCUCACCUGCUCAACCAUUAUUCACAUGGACUCCAUCAUAUUCAUUUGUAGUCAUUCCCAGAGUGGCCCAGUGAGGGUCUCGCUGUAUGAGAGUCGGCUACGGAAUUUAGGAGAAACAGAAGUUUCUUGGCUUUCAUGCUGAGCUUGUUGGUCUAAGCUUAUGAGUCACUGGAUUAGCAUCCAUAUGGGAAGGGAAAUUAACAUGGAGUCAUUUAUACAGGGACUAAAUUGAAUCCUACCUACCGGAGGCAAGAACAUGAUUUAUCUUCCAUAAGCCUUAUCCUCUUCCUCCUUAUUCCUCAGUCCAUAUGGAUUUGCUUAUGUAUGACAACUCCAAGGAAUCUUGGAAGAGUAGAUUGCUAACGUUUCCACAAUUGUCAAGUAUAUUCUGAGGCAGUAAACACCUUUUUAGGUACGUGGCCUUUCACUGGUUGUGAAUUGGUAUGCAUCCGUAGUAGUAAGUUCACAGAUUCACUGCAGUGCAGGAAUGUUCUUGCAUGCCAAAGACUCAACUGCUUUCAAAGAUAAUGUGGGUGCUAGAUGCAGUGGCUUACAUCUGUAACCCUGUUAGGGUGACCAGACCCAACACCAGGUCGUGGGGGUGACAAAGUCCAGUGGAGUCAAAGGAUUGAGAAAAAGACAGUUUGAGAGAGAAGUAGGACCAGCAGACCAUCGGGAUGGUGGAGGCUGUGAAGGCCGUGAGCUCUGGGAGCCCACACUAUUUAUUGGUAAUCCAACAAAGAAACAGAUGGUGAGAAUGUGAAGGUCAGAAGGGCACCUUGCAUUAAGCACAUGAUUUACAGCUGUGAUGGUUUAGCAUUUGCUCUGCUACUUGAGAUGAUGGAGAGCAGGUUCUUUUAACUCAAGUUACAGUCGAUCCUGGGAGAGCAAGGAGCCAGCAAGUCUAGACAUUCCAGAGCCACAGGCCCUGGAUUUUAUCCAAGCCACGAGGGAUUUUAUGCCCUGGGCUUAGAUUAUGGUGCGUCAGGGCAGCCUUCCACCCUUUAGCACAGAGCUUGGUGUUCCAAAGACCACAAGGGGUUUUAGACCCUUGACCCUGGACAUAUUCCAAGACUCUUUUACAUUAUGUCAGAAUGCAAGCCCUGCCUCAGCUUCUCCCAACACUCAGCUUUUCGCAACAUAAUCCCAGCACUUUGGAACGCUGGGUGGAUUGCUUGAACCCAGGAGUUCGAGACCAUCCUGGGCAAUAUGGCAAAACCCCAUCUUUACCAAAAAUAAGCUGGGUGUGGUGGAACAUGCCUGUGGUCCCAGCUUCUUGGGAGGCUGAGGUGGGAGGAUUGCUUGAACCCGGGAGGUAGAGGCUGCAAUGGGCCAUGAUCACGAUCCUGCACUCCAGCCUGGGCAACAGAGAGAGACAGUCCCUGGCCCACUGCCCCCUUCCCUGGCCCAGUCUCAAAAAAAAUGAGGCUGGGCGUGGUGGCUCACAUCUGUAAUCCCAGCCAAGGCUGGCAGAUCACUUGAGGCCAGGAGUUCUGAGACCAGCCUGGCUUACAUGGUGAAACCCCAUCUCUACUAAAAAUACAAAAACUAGCCAGGCAUGGUGGGAGGCACCUGUAAUCCCAGCUACUUGGGAGGCUGAAGCAGGAGAAUCACUUUAACCCGGGAGGUGGAGGUUGCAGUGAGCUGAGAUCACACCACUGCACUCCAGCCUGGGCGGCAGAGCAAAACUGAAAAAAAGAGAAAAAAAAAAACAUCUAGCUCUCCCUGAAAUUAGAGGAGUCUAGCCUGCUUUUGCUGUUUUUUUGGUAGCGAGAGUAGCGGGCAGUGGGGGAGAUGGUCUUACUCUGUUCCCCAGGCUGGAGUGCACUAGUGUCAUCACAGCUCCAGCCUCAAUUUCCUGGGCUCAAGGCGAUCUUCCCACCUCAGCCUCCCAAGUAGCUCAGACUACAGGGGCAUGCCAUCACAGCUGGCCAGUUUUUACGUCUUGCGUAGAGAUGGGUUUUCCCUGUGUUCCCUAGGCUGGGCUCGAACUCCUGGGCUCAAGUCCUCCUGCCUCAGCCUCCCAAAAUGUUCAGAUUACAGGCAUGAGGCAGCAUGCCAAUCCUGUUUUUGCAUUUUAGUAACACAAAUUGUAAUGUUAACUUUUUAAAUUAUGAAAGCAUCUAAAAUAUAAAAUUAUUUGUAACCCCACUGUCCUUUUGGGCUUCUAUAAAUGAAUAUACAUCUAAAAUGUGGGGGUUUAGCUUAAUUGAUUGUUUUCCAUAGAAACUAGGUUUUAUGGGAAGAUGGUUGGAUAGACUUGUUUCACUUAAAGGUCUGGUUUGUGUAGGACAAACCCACAUAUGUAAUCGUGCCAGUCUGUUCUCUGCAUGACAUAAUUUUCCAGCAAUAGCUGUGUGGUUUUUGUAAUCCUAUCAUCUAGUCAGUUCAAGAUCUUGCAACACUGUGUGAUUCUUUGCUCCGUAGUUCAGUCUUGUUGAACAUGACACAGGUGUUUACUUUCCUGUUCUUGCAUCUAGUUUCAUUCUAAUAAUGUUCUCUGUUGAAAAAGCUGGCUUCAAUUUAUUGAGCAAGAUGCUGGUGUUAUCAUCUAACAUAAAACCUAUCUUAUAAUAAAGUGUUGACACAUGUAAUGAGUACUGUACUGAAAAAUGGUGGUAUGUAUAUGGUUUGUACUGAUUAUGUAUCGCUUUUAUACCAUCAAAAAGUUGAAAAAUCAUAAAGUUGAAUCAUCCUAAAAUGGGUACAUUCUGUACUAUGUUUCCAAGGCUUCAGAAGUGUUGCAUACACAUUCCUAGCCAGCUGAUAGUGCUAGGAGCCAACAGUAGUCUCCCCCGGGGGCCAAGAGGAGGGCGAAAUCUCUACUAUGGUAUAUGAUGUUCUCGUGGGCCAAGUAUGAGGGUGAUAUUUCAUUGUUGGCACUGGGUUUCUGGAAUCCAUCCUCUUCACCAGGGAGAUUUAAUGAACCAAAUGAGAUCUGAUGGGAGAAAUUUGAGUGUAACGUUUUUGUUCUGAAGGAAGUAAUUGAGUUUUAGUUCAUUUGUUUUUUAGGAAUCGUAAUAAUUAAAAUUUCAUUUUAAAUGCCA
Molecule: messenger RNA, 5440 nt
Organism: Homo sapiens (human)
Lineage: Eukaryota; Metazoa; Chordata; Mammalia; Primates; Hominidae
Gene: RSL1D1
Product: ribosomal L1 domain containing 1
Exons: 9
Coding region: 31-1503 (490 amino acids)
Cellular component (GO): nucleolus
Source: RefSeq, marked validated